AUGACCACCAAAAAGUGCAUUGAGGCACAACAAGCAGCCUUCAACAAUUUUGACUUGAACUUGGUUCUUCCUGGUCAUGAUUCUGUGUCUACUGCAGAACGUUCAGAAUAUGAACAGGCGAAGGCUGAGGCUGAUUAUGAUAGCCCUCGCUGCCCUGAGCCAUCUGAACUUCCCAUGGAUGAGUUUUCUGAUUACUUCGAAUAUUCAACACAAUGGAGUUCUCCUCCAUGUUCGCCGAUGCUCUGGGACACGCCCACAUCUUGUGAAUAUGCAUGGCGAUUUGAGGAUGUGGAAUUUCUCCUCAAGCAAGAGACUGAUUUUUGAACUUUACUCUUUUUAUUUGGCAGCAUCUGCUUGUUUAUUGCAAGCAGCCCUUGUACUGGACUUUUGUAAUUCACUACUAUGAUUUUCUAGUCUAAUAUGCCAAAUUUCGGUGACAGCAAUAAAUAUUGCUGCAAUGGCGUCUUCCUUUA
Eucalyptus grandis is the source of this 473-nucleotide messenger RNA. RefSeq names its product protein PATRONUS 2-like. The record is from RefSeq and is a predicted model, not a curated record. The transcript is spliced from 3 exons. The coding region runs from base 1 to 324 and encodes 107 amino acids. Gene Ontology annotation, biological process: regulation of mitotic cell cycle. Lineage: Eukaryota; Viridiplantae; Streptophyta; Magnoliopsida; Myrtales; Myrtaceae.